CAACAAAAAAGUCUUGUGUUAUAAGUUCCUCCUCCACUAUGCCUCUCCUGUUUUCUCAUGCCAUGAAGCGGUUAAUGUUAUGCCAUUCUUCGAUACCUGCAACCAACACCUUGCAUCUCUGCAACACAAGUUAAACCAAACUAAAGCAGACAUUCAUGUGGACAUCACUCGAGGUGUUGUUGCAGCUGUGAAUACCUCUUCCUUUAUGUACAGCACAGCACAGGGCAGUGACAGUGAACUAUUAGUUGAUGUAAACAAGAGUAAAAAUGCAUCAGUUUACCAUAUCACACCUGAUAAGAUCAGUGUUUUAAAUAUCCUGUUUCCAUUCACUCGUGAUCAAGAUGACAUUGUUGAUGCCUCCAUGGAAGAAGUUGCAGCCUUGUGUGAUGUGAUGGCUGCAUAUUCAACAGUGUGUAGUGAGCAAGAUAUUAAUUUUGCACUGCCGCAACUUUGUGGUGGGGAGAGUCUUCUGACCUAUCAGGAGCCACUGUCACCAGUACAACAGCUUGAUUUAUUAAUGCUGGUGAACGAGGAUAAAUGUGAUAGUUUUAUAUACCAACAUCUGAUUCGUCCCCUACCCUCAGUUCUGGAGAGAAUUGCCCAUGGAAAGAACUUAAGUGACAUAUAUAUUGGUGUCCUGGGAUAUGGUUCAGGAAGUGGUGAUGUGAUGUACCACACAUUUGGAGCAUCAUUCCUAACAUCGGUCUCACAGUUCAGAAUCACACAGCCAUGGAACAAUGAGCGUGCUCAGGGUUCUCUCCUACAAGGAUUAAGAGCAGUGAGCACCUUUCCCUUUCGACCAGGAUCAGUCCGGAUUGCUUUUGUUGUGAGCUGUGAUAAUCAGGACCUUCCAAAGUUUACUGAGACCCUGCCAAGGGAGAUGGUGCAACGUCGGCUUUCACUCUUUACUCUCACCCCUGAACUGCUUUUGUUCAGUCCAGGUCGACCCAAGGCUGUAAGGAACACUGUUGGUAUGGAUAGGUGGCGUGUGUACAACCUGAGACUCGACAGCCAAGAAACCCAUGAUUUACGAGUAAGGCGUCCAGACUCAAAUAUUGCCCAACUUGCUCUUAAGAGUGGAGGAGGAGUAUUUUCCAUCACAGCACUUCGAGAAGAUGACAGAGCAGCAUACUACAUGAAGUUGUUCAGAAGAGUCCUCAGUAGAGCCUUUGUCAAAGUUGUUAGUAAUGCAUAUAAACAGCAGAGAGCCUCUUCAGUUAAUUAAAUAUUUAAAUUUAUCAGUUCUUUGCACAAAUUGCUUUUCAUAGUAUAUAUUAAUAAUACAGUAUUUUUACAUAUAUCUGACUCCUAAUGAUUGUUAUUGUAUGAGGAAUGCAUUUAAAUCUAAAUGAACAGAUUAGUUGCAAGUCGAGUUUAAGGCUUUAAUGAACAAGGAUACGUCUAAGAAAUUUUAUCCGAGCUCGAGAGACUUGCCUGUAUUGUUCAUUAUGGUACAGUACUGGAUUUUGAGAUAUCAUUAACCUUUGACAGACAAAAGUUUUUCUCUUGCAGGCAGAUUUUGCUUUCCUUUUUUUUUUUUUUUUUAAUGUCCAUUACAGUACAUCUUCAAUCUGCAUGACCCUUGUCGGUUUAGUGCUUUCUUUGAUUAUAUAAUAUCUCCAGUAAGUCAUUAAACCGAAUUUGGGUAUACAUUCCCUGUGUUCACAUAAAUCCAACAAACAGAAAUCUCAAGUGCUACUUUUAUGUCUAUUUUUUUUAUUCCUGUUUUUAUUUGGCUAUUUGUGAUAUUUAUUGGGUAAUGCAAAAGCAAUGUGGAUUUUCUUUGCAAUUUUGACCAUUUGGUUUUCUUCUUCCUCUGACUAACAUUCCAGAAUUCCAAAGAAGCUCUGGUCCCAGUCAUUUCUGAUAACUGAAGCCAAAUAUUUUAAAAUAUAUUACUAAAUAUAGUCAUGCCAUAACUGAAAUAGCCUUGUCUUACUAUGGUUUCUUUAUUUUUUAUAUGUCCUACAUAUAAAAAAUAGAAGGACAGUGUGUUCAAAGUUUUCUAUAUAUUUAAACUGUGUUUAAAAUUGAUUACACACAAUACUCCAACAGAUAAAUAUACUUUUCAAAAGAUGUUUGUGACUGAGCAUGAGUGCCAACACUACCCUGUUUCCCAUUGCUAUAUUAUUAUUAUAAUCAAAAAGAAGCGCUAAGCCACAAGGACUAUACAGCGCUGCAGGGCAGGAAGGAAGCGAGGGCAUCAGGUGGCAAAAGGGAGAUGGAUGAGUAAUAGGUUACGGAUAACAGCGGGGUAGUGGAUGGUGAAAGGGUAAAGGGCAGCAAGAGACUGAACUAGAAAGGGCUGAGGGGAGUGCGAAAAGUAUCAUCAGAGUUUGUGGAGUAAAUCAGUCGUUCCCAUUGCUAUAGUUUACAUAGAUUUUCCUCGAGGGAAUCCAAGACGAAUAAGGGACAAACAACAAAGCCACAGUAAAUUAAAGAUGUUUACCACAGGUUUGGUGUUUCUGUUCCUUAUUCAUCUGUAUAUUGUAAUGUGUUUAUUUUAUGGCUUCUAUAAAGUUUGAACAUGACAAGCAUCUGGCAUACUGUCAGUCAAGCAUGUGCCGGUGAUCAUAAUACAUGUAUUGUACUGUACAUUACUGUAAAUGAAAUAUACAAAUUUAAUGUUUUUAAAAUAAUUCUGAAGCAUUGA
Molecule: messenger RNA, 2653 nt
Organism: Cherax quadricarinatus
Lineage: Eukaryota; Metazoa; Arthropoda; Malacostraca; Decapoda; Parastacidae
Source: RefSeq, a predicted model, not a curated record